Molecule: messenger RNA, 2181 nt
Organism: Phalaenopsis equestris
Lineage: Eukaryota; Viridiplantae; Streptophyta; Magnoliopsida; Asparagales; Orchidaceae
Product: fidgetin-like protein 1
Exons: 13
Coding region: 29-2083 (684 amino acids)
Molecular function (GO): ATP hydrolysis activity; ATP binding
Source: RefSeq, a predicted model, not a curated record
AAAUAGAGAAGACAAACCGAGAGAGGUUAUGGAGGAUAAAGAGAAGAACUGGAGGGCGGAGGUGCGGGAGAAUCUCCGUCAUCUACACUCUCUUCUGUUCGGAGCGGAAGCCGCCGGCGAGCGUGGGGAUCAUGCAACAGCUCAGGUCCUUGGUCUCCGCCUCCUAGGCUUUCUCGACUCCCACACCGUCUCCCCCUUAGACUCAGUCUAUAUCACUCCAAUUCGUGCCGAGGUGCAAUCGAGAGUCGCUGCUGCUUCCCGAGCCCUCGCUCCGGAUUCCAAUCUCCAGGCAUUUGAACAUGCGAGAAGAGAUGUAGGUCAUAUAUUUGUUAAAAGUGGCGAUAUAGACAUUCAGAAUAUUAUAAUCUCCAAGCAAUUUCAAGAUUUUCUACGGAUGCCUAGAGGAAAUAACGAUGAUCGAAUGAUAUACGGCACAUCUUCCGAUACCAGUUUAGGUUUAGACACCCAGGCACAACAGAAACUACUGGAUAUCCAAUCUGAUAAGGAACAUGAAAAGCUGAGCAUCAGGACAUCUAAACUGACGACACAGAGGAAGAUUACAUCUGUUUAUGGGGUCAAUUCCAUGAAUUUGAAUCUAAAACAUGACAAAAGGCAACUAAAUUCUGAAGAUUGCGUUUCUAUGGAGUUUAUUGAUGUUGAAAACGAACAUUCAGAGAGCUGCAAUCAUGUCAAGGAUGCUGAUGACACUGGCCAGCAAACUGAGGAAGAAGAAAAGACUCUUGCCAUUACACUGAAAGCCAAACGCAAAUACACACAAUUUACUAGUCCAAUAUGUGCUAAUGUUAAAUCCCCACCAGACUGUGAAGAAGCCAAUGCAGAUCCCACUGGCAAUGGAUUUGUUACAGCAAGAGCAAAAUUGGAAAUGGAUGCCAGGCAAAAACAUGGUGGUAGGGACUCUUUAAAUCCUGCUACGUCUCCUCUAAGAGAGGUUAAUCUGACAGGAAUAGCAAGAAAUUAUGGCAUGAGGUCUGGUGGUUUUCCUCGACGUGGAUUUCGUGGUAAUUUUGUUCCUCCCAUAAAAUCAAAUGGAGGGAAUACUGGAAAUACGAUAAGCUCACGGAUUUCAGGGAAAAAUGAUGAUCUGUUGGAUGAUUCUACAAGAAAAUGUUUGGAAAUGUUGUGUGGUCCGGAUGGGGAGCUUCCUGAGAAGUUGAGGAACCUGGAACCUCGUCUUAUUGAACAUGUUAGUAAUGAGAUAAUGGAGAAGGACCCUAAUGUUCGUUGGGAUGACAUAGCUGGCUUGGACCAUGCGAAAGAAUGCGUCACAGAGAUGGUUAUAUGGCCUCUCUUACGGCCUGACAUAUUUCGUGGUUGUCGGUCUCCUGGAAGAGGACUGCUUUUGUUUGGGCCCCCAGGAACAGGUAAAACAAUGAUAGGCAAAGCCAUUGCCGGAGAAGCUAAAGCAACUUUUUUUUACAUAUCAGCUAGUUCGUUGACAAGCAAAUGGAUUGGUGAGGGUGAAAAGCUUGUAAGAGCACUUUUUGGUGUUGCAAGUUGUCGCCAACCGGCGGUAAUCUUUGUGGAUGAAAUAGACUCACUUCUUUCUCAGAGGAAGUCAGAUGGUGAACAUGAAUCAAGCAGGCGACUUAAAACACAAUUUCUAAUCGAGAUGGAAGGAUUUGACAGUGGAAACGAGCAAAUCCUCCUCAUAGGUGCAACCAACAGACCUCAGGAACUCGAUGAAGCUGCACGGAGGAGACUCACAAAGCGGCUGUACAUACCUCUCCCAUCGUCAGAAGCUAGAGCCUGGAUUGUCCGUAAUCUCCUCGAUAAGGAUGGGUUGUUCAAGCUUUCAGAUGAAGAUAAUGCCACCAUCUGCAAGUUAACGGAAGGCUAUUCAGGAUCAGACAUGAAGAACCUUGUCAAGGAUGCAUCCAUGGGGCCACUAAGGGAGGCCCUCCGGCAGGGUAUCGAGAUAACAAAGCUCAAGAAAGAGGAUAUGAGACCUGUGACCCUUCAGGACUUUGAGAACGCACUGCAAGAAGUGAGGCCUUCAGUUUCGUUUAGUGAGCUCGGCACUUACGAGGCAUGGAAUAGACAAUUUGGAAGCUUAUCAAUGUAAGCAUUAGCCUCACCUGGGAGAUCAAAACUAUAAAUAUGUGAUUCGUAUUCAACAUGACUUAAAAAUGUUAUGAAAUUCUUAUUGCAUUUGCGUUUAAA